UUCCUCCACUGGACACACACAGGCACACACACACACACACACACACGUCGGACUCUGCUCCAGCUCCAAGGAAGCAUCAGGAGGAUGAGCAGCUCCAGAGAUGAAAGGUGGAGGAGACGGAGGCUGCAGCUCCUCCUCACGGUCUGUUUUCUGCUGCUGGAGCCACAUAAAGCUCUUGGUUUCUUCCUGGGAGAUACCAAAGCCGUGCUGGCCGGCUGCGAGGACCACUGGACCCUGCAGGACGGGGUCUCCAUGCCGCUGCUGCACCACAUGACGGUGUGUGUGGACCUGCGGGUGCUGGUCCCGGGGGCCUGGGUGGCCUUCUCCUACAGCUCCCUGUACGCCCCGGGCCGCAGCGGGCCCGAGCUGGUCCUGGAGGGGGACGAGCGCGCCAUCUACGGCUGGCUGCUGAGAGUCAGACACACGUUCCCUCUGCAGCUGAGUCUGGGAUUCUGGCACCGGCUGUGUCUGAGGAGGGACGUCCCCGGAAACAGCUUCAGCCUGCAGGUUGACGGCAGGCUGGUAGCAGAGCGGACGGUCAUCGCCCACGCCAUCCCCCCCUCCGGCUCCCUGUGGCUGGGCUGCCACCCCCGACACCGGCCGCCGGGGCCCCGGCUGGCUCUGGUGGAGCUCUACAUGUUCAGGGUGUGGGCCGACCUGGACGACCACGGGCUGUGCGAGGACGGCGCCGUGAUCGGCUGGGACUCCAGGAACUGGGGUGUGACCAGCCCCAAGGCCCGGGCCAGGGACCCCCACCUGAUGUGUGAGAACAAACGGCCGAGACACGGAGCUCGGGUUUACAGAGACGUUUCUAACGCUGCAAAGCCUCAGUUGGAACGCAACUUCGGCCCUCCGUUUGGAAUUCCUUUCAAAGGCUGCGACACGACCCAACUUUGCUCCAAUGAGAGCGGACACUUUUGGAUGCCCAUCACUGUGGAUGUGAAAGAGACGAAAAAGACUGAAAAAGACGUGGAAACAAUGGUGUCAAAUGCGUUUGCUUGUCAUUCUGACGGCGUCGGAGCAGCACAUCCAGAAACGAGCUUUAUGGAUUUCUGUCAGAGUAACAGAGAACUUCAGGUAGUGAAGGUGUCCUGCAGGAAAAAAAAAAUCAUAAGUCGGAUGAACUGCGGCGUGGUGUUGCGGCUCAGCCCUGCUGUCUCAGCAUGUGACCUGCAGCGAGCCGGGGACUCUGCACUGCAGCAUUCAGGAGAAGGAGUACGAGCACGAAUAACGGGAGCGGUGGAGAGAGUCGGUCUGUGCAAGGGUGUGACGCAUCCUAGUGGUCGGUUUGUGCGAUGCGCAUCCUCGUCCUCCCUCCCUGACGUCUGUCAGUCAAACCAGUCCUCCCAACUGAGAUGCUGGCUGAAGGGGCUCCACUCGCCUCCUGCGGGGUCAGCGACCUCCUGCAGGCAGGAGCGCCGACCUUCACCCUCUUCCUUCUGUGACUGCAGCGCCUCCUGCAACUCUACAAGUCACUUCUACGCUGUAAAAAUCAGCAUCCAGAGCUCUUCUGUCAACGUCAGCACCUUAAAGACUCUGUUUUUAAAGCCAGAUGCAGCCUUGCAGUGCAAUGAAGAGUCUGGAUGUUUCAGUUCAGAGAUUUUAAACCUUUAUAAGGGCGUUCAUCUGGAGUGUCACGGGACACAAGAUAGGUUGUACAGCUGCAUGGUGAUCCUGGAGAUCCCCAGAUCCGUCCACAGCUGCUCGCUCUACCAACAAGUGCUCCGGCGGCUCAGUGAGACCUCCAUCACCAUGGAAAGCCCGCUCACCCGCAUAAUGGUGUGUGGCCGUGCCGGUCUAACUGUCCACGCUCUGGUCGUGUUGAACCUGACCUGGGUUCAGCGUGACCUGUUGACCUCUGACAUCUGCCAACCGGAUUCCACUCUGCUUCCAUGUGAGAGAAAUGAGACUCUUGCUGUUAAUAUGACUGACAGCUGCCCUUCAGAGUCUCCCUUGGCGACCCCACCCACCGAGAGACCGUCGACUCACACGAUCGGCAACACUCCUAAAUCCUCCCGAUCAGCUGUGACUGCAGGACAGAGUCCCACAACAACUGGAACUUCAGCACAAACCACAGCCGCACAGCCGAACAUGACGUCUGCUUCUACACCAAUCAGCAGCUCACAGCCUUCAGCCCAGCAACCGGUGCUCCAGACUGUGGCUGCUUCCAACGUCAUGGCUGUACAAACUACUGUGUUGUCUGGUAGUGCAGUCGCGGUAACACCCUCUAGAAACAAACAAACAAAUCUACAGAGGACAACAACUGCUGCCACGCCGAUAAAUAACACAACUUAUACAACUGUGGAGGAAACUACAAUAUCUAAUAAUAUGAGAGCACCAGCACUGACACAAUAUUCUGAUCAGGCAGCAGAACACAAUGCAAUGUCACUGACGCUGUCUCUGAGCAACACAACAUACAAUGUAACUACCACACACAAUGUGUCUACAGCCACAUACUCUCCAAACGAUACAACUAACAAUCAAACCACAGUCACAAAUUCUCCAAAUAACACAACAAACAAUGUAACUACAGUCACACACUCUCCACCUAAAACAACAUAUGAUGUAAUUACAGUCACACAUUUGGCAAAUGAAACAGCGAAAGUAACCACAGCCACACAUUCUCGUAGUAACACCACACACAAUGCAUCUACAGCUACAUACUCUCCAAACGAUACAACUAACAAUAAAACCACAGUCACAAAUUCUCCAAAUAACACAACAUACAAUGUAACUACAGUCAAACAUCAUCUAAAUGAAAUGACUAACAACAAAAGUACAGUCAUGCAUUCUCCAAUUAACACAAUAUACAAUGUAACUACAGUCAAACAUCUUCUAAAUGAAAUGACUAACAACAAAACUACAGUCAUUCAUUCUCUAAAUAACACGAUAUACAGUGUAGCUACAUUCAGAUAUUUUCAAAUUAACAGAAUGCUCAAUGGAACUUUAAAGCACUAUCUAAAUCAAAUGUCUAUCAACAAAAGUACAGUCAUACAUUUUCCAACCAACACAACUCACAAUGUAACUACAGUCAUACAUUCCCCAAAUAUUACAGCAUACAGCCAAACUACUGUCAGACAUUCUCCAAAUUACACAAAUAACAAAACUAUAGUUGCAAAUUUUCCAACUACAACAAAAAAUGUAACUCUAGUCAAACAUUCUCCAAAUAACACAACUUACAAUGCAACUACAGUCAUACGUUUUCCAACUAGCAAAAAGAAUGUAACUACAGUCAUGCAUUCUCCAAAUAUCACAAAAUUCAAUGUUGAUACAAUCACACAUUCACAAACCAAAACAACACACAAUGCAACUACACUCGCACAUUCUCAAAAUAGCACAACUGACAAUGUAACUACAGCGACACAUUAUCUGAAUAACACAACCUACAGUGAAACUAUUGUCAAACAUUCUCCAAAUGAUACAACUGAAAACAAAACUUCAGUCACACAUUCUCCAAAUUUCACAACAUUGGAUGUAAAUAAAACCAGACAUUCUUCAACCAAAACAACAUACAGUGUAACUACAGUCACACAUUCUCCUAAUAACACAACCGACAAUGUAAACUCAGUCACGCAUUCUCCAGAAAACACAACAUACAGUGAAACGACCAUCAAACAUUCUCCAAAUUACACAACUCUCAAUGUAACUACAGUCACACAUUCUCCAAAUAAUACAGCAAACAAUAUGGCUACAGUCACACAUUCUGUAACCAAUACAACACACAGUGUAACUACAGUCACACAUUCUCCGAAUAACACAGCAUACAAUCUGACUGCAGUCAGACAUUUUCCAACCAACCCAGCCUACAAUGCAACAACAGUCGGUCAUUCUUCACACGUCACAACAUACAAUGCAACUACAGUCCCACAUUCUCCGCCUAACAAAAGAAACAAAACAACUGCAGUUCCUGAUUCUGAAACUAACACAAUAUACAAUGUAACUACAACUGAGCAUUCUCCAAACGACAUGACGAGCAACAUUACUACCGUCAAACUGUCUCCAAAUGACAUAGGAUACAAUGUGAUGACAGUUACACAUUCUCAGGAUAAUACAACACAUAACGUAUCCACAGUAACACAUACUUCAUAUGACAUAAGUAACAACGUAACUACAGCCACAAAUUCUCCGAAAAAUAUAGCUAUGCCAAAUGUAACCACAGUCACACAUUCUGGUACAACUCACAAUGUAACCACAGACACACAUUCCCCAACUAACACAAAAUACAAUGUAACUGCAGCCACACCUUCCUCCACACUAUUUUCAAACAACACAGCAGAGACAGUAACAACAGUCACUCAUUCUCCAAAUGAUACAACAGUUCGUAAUAUAACUACAGUCAGAUAUUCCCCAAAUGGCACAACACACAGUGUAACUACAAUGACACAAUCUUCUAAUCACUCAGCAGCAGCCAGUAUAAAUACAGUCACACAUGCACCAAAUAUUACGGCCCACAACGUAACUACGAUAACUUCACCUCCAAAUGCUACAAGUAACAACACGAUUACCGUGAGCUUGUCUCCCAAUGAUACAACUACAAUUCCACUUUCUUCACAUAACACAACAUACAAAGUCACUACAGUUAUUCAUUCCCUGAGCAACACAACAGCACACAACAUAAUGAACACAUCAUUUCAUAAUGUUGCAUCGGAGUCCACUGUAACUACAGUUACACAUUUUCCAAAUGAUACCACAACAAUGAAAGAUGUAACUACAGUUACACCAUUUUCUAAUCACACAAAUAAAUACAACGUAAAUCCGAAUGAAUUGUUGACUCCACUUGACAAUCACACAACAGUGCGGAAUGUAAUCAUAUCAACUGACAACGGGAGACAACACAACACUCCCGUCAGCACGACAGCGAGUGCAUUCACCACGUCGACCGACCUUGAGACAGGGAACAAUGUAACUUUAGCGCACAGUUACACAACAGAUACCCCAUUUGUAUCUCCCAACUACACAACAGUGAACAGUACAUCAAUGAAGGAAAUAAAUGGUUUGGUUACAAUGGGAAAAACAACAGCAAGCAUGAUUGAAACACCGGAUCACGCAAAUCUUAAGACUGCAACUCAGGCCUCAGGAGCUGUGGUCCAUGCAACUGUUGCACCAAACACCAAGACACACCAGGAAACCACUGCAUGGUCAACCCUUUCUACACAAUCCACCAGCAGCUCAACUCACCAACCGACAACGGCUCUGCUCGACGGCCAGAGUGCCAAGCACACCACUUCCUUCACAAAGGUCACCACUUCCUCCACGGCGACCAGAGAACCAGGAACCGGUUCAACAACUCCAGCAGGUACUGGAAUUCCUUUAACGCCCAUGAGCGAAGCUGCACAGGAGGAACAUGCAAACAGCCUUCUGAACCAAACACAGGACACGUCCCAGCUCAACUCCACUCAGGUGUCACAGCUGGUGGGCGAGUUGGAGAAGCUUCUGGAAGGCCCCUCAAUCUCCAAGUCUGUGGGACAAAAGGCUCUCAACAUCAUCAGCAACCUGAUGGACGGUGACUCAGCAGCACUCUCGACCUCCGCUAACAGGCUGAUUCGACAGGUGGAUAAUUUGGGUCUGAAGUUGAUUGUAGAGGACAGCGAGAUCCUCGCUUCAAGCUCGCUGCUUCUGGCAGUCAAUAAAGUGGACGGGUCCAACUUUACAGCAACUUACUAUGACAUUGUCAACACAGAUGAUGUGCAGCUCCAAGUCCUCAGCAGGUCCCGGUGGUCCAGGUCUAAGUCUGCCCUGGCCUCUGUGUUCCUGCCGCCCUCGCUCACAGCGGGCCUCAGUCCCGGACAGCAGCAGCAGGCCUGCAGAGUCCAGUUCACCUUCUACACCACAAGCAUUCUCUUCCAGGAUGUAACAUUGGAUGACAAAACUCUUGUCAGUCCAGUUCUGGGCUGCAGUGUGGCCAAUCUGUCAAUCAGCAACCUGCCUGAAAACAUUGAGUUCACAAUAAGAAAUAUCACCCAGAUAAAGGGUAGCUUCUCGGCCUCCUGCGUUUUCUGGGAUUUCACCUUAAACAAUGGCAGUGGAGGCUGGAGCUCAGACGGCUGCCAUCUCAUCAACGCCUCUGCAGAGGAGGCAACCUGCAGCUGCAACCACCUCACGUCCUUUGCAAUCCUGCUGGAUUUAUCCAGACAGGACGUCGUCGACCGCCAACACACACAAGUUCUCACUUUCAUCACCUACAUCGGUUGUGGAAUCUCGGCUGUUUUCCUCGCUGUGACCUUGCUGACAUAUCUUUCAUUUGAAAAACUGCGCCGAGACAUCCCGGCCAAGAUCCUGGUCCAGCUGUGCUUCUCCCUCCUGUUCCUCAACCUGGUCUUCCUGCUGGACGGCUGGCUGGCGCUGCAGCCGGCCGUCGGCCUGUGCGUCAGCACCGCCUUCUUCCUGCACUACUUCCUGCUGACGUCCUUCACCUGGGCGGGGCUGGAGGCGCUGCACAUGUACCUGAGCAUCGUCCGGGUCUUCACCCCCUACCUGGGCAGAUACAUGCUGAAGUUCACCCUGAUGGGCUGGGGUAUUCCCUGUGUGGUGGUGACCAUCGUGAUAUCAGUGGACAAAGACAACUAUGGGCUGAUUUCAUACGGAAGACACACAGAUGGCACCGCUGAUGACUUCUGCUGGCUGCGGAGCGACGUGGCCUUCUACGUGGGCGUGGUGGCCUACUUCCUCCUCAUCUUCUCGCUGUGUCUGGCGGUCUUCGUGGUCGUGAUGGUCCAGCUGUCCCGCAUCAAGAAGCAGAACCCUCACAACCAGUCUCCCAACCGGGGCCUGAUCACCGACGUGCGCAGCGUGGCCGGCCUGCUGAUCCUGCUGGGCCUCACCUGGGGCUUCGCCCUGUUCGCCUGGGGGCCGCUCUACCUGCCCUUCAUUUACCUCUUCUCCAUAUUCAACUCCCUGCAAGGCUUCUUCAUCUUCGUUUUCCACUGUGCUGUCAAGGAAAACGUUCGCAAGCAGUGGCGAACGUAUCUCUGCUGCGGAAAACUGCGUUUGGCGAAAAACUCAGAGUGGAGUCGAACUGCCACCCAGACCCACAGGAACCUGUCGCUCCGCACCACAUCCGCCUCGCCGCCCCAGUUCACCUCUCGAAGCUCGUCGGUCAUCAGCGAUGUCACCAACAGCAGCGGCUCCGUGUUUGUGGACAGCGGCAUAUCUGACCUCUCCAACAGCGACGUGGUCCUCAACGAGAUCCACCGGAGAAAUCUGGAGAUGAUGGAAAAGUGACACAGCCUGAAGGAUCGUCGGUUGAAAACCUCCUGCAGAUCCAGAAAGUCAUGCAGAUGGUCUUAAGGCCCCAGUUGCAAAUCAUUUUCAAGUGAAAAUAGAAAACUCUUCUGUUGUUUACAGGACAGUUGUGCUCACAUCCACGGAAAACUUGAAAAUAGAUCUCAAGGUGGAACUUUUUGGAAAUGCUUCGACUCCGUCGUCGCUGCUCCUGCGCAUGUGCACCACGGCCGGAGCAAAUACUUCUUUCUGUGCACGUGCAAGUAAAUGGACGAUAACCAGAUUCCACAAAAAUAUAUAUAUAUUUUUUGAAAAACUUGAGUUUAUUCAUUUGCACAAAAGGAUAUUUUUUCAAAAGAUUAAAAGAUGCUAAAUAUGGUCCUUACUUUUCAGACCGCAUUUAUGAAUGCACACAUGUAUGCUGCUCACAUACAGCUUUACCAUCAGUCACGAUUUGAAACAUGGAGCUGCUUUUACACAGUGAAGCAUCAGAAACAUGUCUGAUUGUUUAUGGUCUGAGUGUGAAACACAGGAUGACAACAGUUUAAAUCAAGAAGCAUUUCACUGUUACAGCUGUUUACUGCAUUUUAUGGACUGUCUGAAAGCUUUCCCUACUUAAAGCUAAUGUCGCACUGACCAUAGAGAAAUGUCUGUCACUAGCUGAUCAUUGUAGAGGUCGUUAUAUUUCUAUUUUUCUACAUUCCAAUGUAUUUUGUUGACAUAUUUCUAUAUAUGCAUGUAUUUUUUUACCUCUAUGCUUCAGUGUUAGUUGAUAUCAGAGCUGUCAAAAGCUUUUAGAGAUGGAUUACAAUAGAUGUGAUGUAAAUGUGAGAAAAUGCAGAUGCAUAUUUACUGUCUCAUAUGUGAUAUAAACACAGUUCUCUCUUUUGUGGUCAAAACAGGUCAUUUUUAUUAUUGCAUUAUGGAGUCAGAGAGCUUCUGUUUUUAUGCAAAACAAAAUAUUUUGUGGUUACAGAAAACAACAAAAUGGUUGGAAAUUAUAUAUUUUUGACAUCCUGGCUUUUCCUGUGCACAUUGUGAGUGUGUGUGAGUGAGAAAGAUAGAGAGAGACGGAGAGAUUUGGUGUUACGUGUCACUAUAACUAAUAGUGUAAUAUCGUGAGGUCUAAUUGAGCAUUAAAAUUUAAAGUUUCUUUUCUUGAUGUCGCUGUCUGACUCUGAUCCAGUCAUUCAAUCUUAUUCCAGAGAGGGUUGAACUGGAACAAUUUGACUAUUGAAAUAACUUGAGAUUCCUGCUGGGUUCAAGUGUGCAAAUCCAGCUCAGACAUGAUUUAUAAUGACUUAAAAACACCAAUGAGGUUAUUUCACAGUCAACCUGAACAGACCGUUUCCUAUAACAGUGAUGUUCAGUCUGCUGCCAGUAGGUGGCGCACUGACACUGUUAAAUAUCAUACUGUAAUGGAAUAAUAAACAUUAGUCUGUGGAUACAGUAAAGGCCAUAAACUGGUCGUCAGUCUGAGGUCAGGGCAGGUUUAAAGAACUGUUCCUUUGACCUCUUUAUUUAUGUGUUGGUUGAAUAAUACUUGUUAGUUUAUACUAAACUACAUCUCUGCUCCUUC
Salarias fasciatus (jewelled blenny) is the source of this 8800-nucleotide messenger RNA. RefSeq names its product adhesion G protein-coupled receptor G2a (gene adgrg2a). Gene Ontology annotation, cellular component: plasma membrane. NCBI's taxonomy places the organism in Eukaryota, Metazoa, Chordata, Actinopteri, Blenniiformes, Blenniidae. The record is from RefSeq and is a predicted model, not a curated record. Gene Ontology annotation, molecular function: G protein-coupled receptor activity. Gene Ontology annotation, biological process: cell surface receptor signaling pathway; adenylate cyclase-activating G protein-coupled receptor signaling pathway. Bases 85 to 7221 code for a protein of 2378 amino acids. The transcript is spliced from 34 exons.